This is a messenger RNA of Bipolaris victoriae FI3, 1233 nucleotides long. RefSeq lists its product as hypothetical. The transcript is spliced from 3 exons. The record is from RefSeq and is a predicted model, not a curated record. Gene Ontology annotation, molecular function: magnesium ion transmembrane transporter activity. NCBI's taxonomy places the organism in Eukaryota, Fungi, Ascomycota, Dothideomycetes, Pleosporales, Pleosporaceae. The coding region runs from base 1 to 1233 and encodes 410 amino acids. Gene Ontology annotation, biological process: magnesium ion export from mitochondrion.
AUGGUACUUGCCCGCGUGGCCAACUUCUUCACCAACGGAGACUCUACCAGUACUCUCACCGAUAGUAGCCGGGACUAUGUCGCAAAUACAACACGAGCAAGGGCGCUGCCCAUGGAGGAUACCAAGCGAAGAGUGAUUGACGAGGAGGUGAUAGACGACGAAGCAGCGCGGCCGCCAUACCUACAUGCAAUGCUGGCAGGAGGCAUAGGAGGCACCACAGGCGACAUGCUGAUGCACUCACUCGACACUGUAAAGACGCGCCAACAGGGCGACCCGCAUAUGCCACCAAAGUACACAUCCAUGGGUAAUACAUACUACACCAUAUGGCGGCAAGAGGGAUUCAAAAGAGGAUUGUAUGGCGGUGUUGAACCUGCCUUUCUUGGAUCGUUCAUUGGCACCAUGUGCUUCUUUGGCGCAUAUGAAUGGACAAAGCGGACUAUGAUCGACUAUGGCGUCACUCCAUCAGUCGCAUAUUUCUCAGCAGGUCUCCUAGCCGACCUCGCGGCAGCCCCCGCAUACGUCCCGUCGGAAGUCCUCAAGACCCGCCUUCAAUUGCAAGGCCGACAUAACAACCCUUACUUCAAUUCCGGCUACAAUUAUCGCUCUACCAUUGACGCCGCACGCACAAUCGCCCGAACCGAAGGUUACAGCGCCCUUUUCCACGGCUACAAAGCGACACUUUGGCGCGACUUGCCCUUUUCCGCACUGCAAUUCGCCUUUUACGAAGAAGAGCGCGGCUGGGCAAAAAAGUACAUGGGUACUAACAACAUUGGACUCCCCCUGGAAAUUGCGACCGCAGCAACAGCAGGAGGAAUGGCCGGUGUCAUAACCACACCUCUCGACGUAGUCAAAACUCGCAUCCAAACCCAGCACAACGGUCCUUCUCCAGCCUCCCCAGCCGCACCCAAAAUCUCGCUUUCCCCAGCAUCAACAACGAAACAUGCACCACUCACACAGUCUGUUGCCCCGCGCUCUACAACGCAAAGCAGACCCAUAUCUACCUCGUCGCCCUCAACGACGCUCAAAGCACAUGGCGCAGCAACGCUCGACACAUCAUCUGUCGUCACGGGUUUAAAGAUAAUAUACAAGACUGAAGGCGUGGCUGGCUGGUUCAGAGGCGUAGGACCCCGUGCGGUCUGGACGAGCGUGCAGUCUGGUACUAUGCUCGUCUUGUACCAGACGCUUCUCCGGUAUUUUGAGGAGCAUCCCCUGUCACGUGCUGAGGAUGUGUAA